UCCAAGCGGGAAGUUCAAAUCUUUAUGUUGAUAGUGAAUAACAUACAUUUUCUGAAUCUUAUUCAACACACUGCAGAAUAUUUCCGGCGUCAUGUCCAGCGAGGAGAGCAGUGUCCCCGCAUCCAGGCGCUUCGGACAGUGUGUCUACACAGCUGAAGAGUACCAGGCUGUGCAGAAGGCCCUGCGACAGAGGCUGGGACCAGAGUACAUCAGCUCCAGAGUGGCUGGAGGAGGGCAGAAGGUUUGCUACAUCGAAGGGCAUCGUGUCAUCGGCCUGGCCAACGAGAUGUUUGGAUACAACGGAUGGUCUCACUCCAUUUCACAGCAGAAUGUUGACUUUGUAGAUCUAGUCAACGGGAAGUUUUACGUCGGAGUCAGCGCGUUUAUCAAAGUUCAGCUGAAGGAUGGGUCGUUUCAUGAGGAUGUAGGAUAUGGAGUCAGCGAGGGGCUGAAGUCCAAAGCUUUGUCUCUGGAAAAGGCGAGAAAGGAAGCUGUAACAGAUGGCAUGAAGAGAGCGCUGAAAUGUUUCGGUAAUGCCCUUGGAAACUGCAUCCUGGAUAAACAAUACCUCCUUGCCAUUAACAAGCUCCCCAAACAGCCUCCACCUCCUCUGGACCCAGCACAGACAAAGCGAUCUGAGGGGGAACCAUCAGUAGAGAAGGCCCGGUUCUGUGGUCUGAUCCGAGAGGGACAUCCUGCAUUUGCAGCAGGUUCUGCCAGAAUGCCCCUGGAACCCAGAGUACUCCACUUGAACUCGAACCAUUCAGAAAUUCACACUCCUACUUCUGCAGGCACUGCCCCCAACAGCAAGAGUGAGAACGGCAGCUCCAGCUUCGCCAUGGACUCUGUGGACAUGGGCGGGUCUGAAGGGCACACGGACCCAAAGCAGCUGAGAAAGCUCCGACAGCAGCAGCUUCAGCAGAAGUUCAGGAUGGAGAUGGAGGCCAAGAAGCUGCAGCAGAACCUGGAUCCAGUCAAGCCUGAGCAGGCCGAGGUUGCUAUCGGGCGAAAAUCCACUGGAGGUCAUAAUUGUGUACCUGCGCUGAGUGAUAACACUGAUGAGAACAAGAAAUGCGUCGGCAGGGAUGCACAUUUAACAGAUGAUCCUGGGCUGUGGGAUUUCACUCUGGACGGUAUCGAGGAGCUGGAUGUUCCAGCAGGAGGUCCCGGCCCCGGGGAGCUAAGACCCGGCACGCCUGGUAAUCACUGCAUGCAGACGCGAAGCAAGACUCCUCAGAGAGCGCCAAGUUUACCGCCAGACGACCCGUCCAGCGGUCGAGGACCGGCUCCGUACAGGCCACAGCAGUAUCAGGGGAGACCAGGUGAAGCCUUCAGUCCGUACAGACAAGGACAGCACAUGAAGAAACGCAAACUGGAUACUUAACAUCACUAACACGUGUAUUUUAUUUAAUUGUGUAAUUAUAUUGUGUAUGUGUAUAUUUUGAAAAUAUUUUUUUGUCGCUUAUUUCGUUUUUAAGAAUAUCUAUAUUUGUAUUUUAAAGUCUGAGAUGUUUACAUUUUGUUACAUUAAAAACAAUGCCUUGAGUGGGGUAAUACUAAUAAAAGUAUUCUCAUUUGUUCUCAGUGAAGAAACAGAAAAGCAUGAUUUCUAAUUGAUAUUUAUUUGUUUUUACAUUUUGUACAAUGUGAAAAACAUACACAAGCAGACACAGGAAGUCAGUUAGGAGGGAUAAGAAAUGAGUACAACUGUGUUAUUGGCCUCCAACAGUACGAUAUGGAGCGGUCUGAUAAAUAGCAGAUUAGCACGUGGAUGUUAACCUUUGAGUUUGUGCUGUACAGUAGCCAGUUGUGAGUUGGUUGACGUGUGUAAGAUUAAUCAUCAGUAAAGCUGGCAUGCAGGACUUGUAUGCUGACAAUCUGAUGCUAAAUUAGUGCCAGUGAUAAAUAAUUGAACAAAACCUUUGCUGGGGAAAAGGAAGAGGGAAAA
Messenger RNA from Cololabis saira (Pacific saury), 1948 nucleotides. RefSeq names its product RAD52 homolog, DNA repair protein (gene rad52). Gene Ontology annotation, biological process: double-strand break repair via single-strand annealing; double-strand break repair via homologous recombination; mitotic recombination. Bases 92 to 1384 code for a protein of 430 amino acids. Gene Ontology annotation, cellular component: nucleus. The transcript has 12 exons. The record is from RefSeq and is a predicted model, not a curated record. NCBI's taxonomy places the organism in Eukaryota, Metazoa, Chordata, Actinopteri, Beloniformes, Belonidae.